UUGGGUGAUCAGUUUGAGGCUGUGAAGAAAGCAUAUAGAGAAGCAAAUCUUCUUGGAGAUUUGAUCAAGGUAACACCAUCAUCAAAAGUAGUAGGAAACUUGGCUCAGUUCAUGGUACAGAACAAACUGUCUGCUGCAGAUGUUGAAGCAGGGGUAGAGAAUCUUAGCUUCCCCAAGUCUGUCAUAGAAUUUGUCCAAGGAUACUUGGGUGAGCCUUAUGGAGGAUUCAGUGAACCACUUCGAACAAAGAUGCUGAAGGGUUUGCCAACAGUAAAGGGACGUCCUGGAGCAACGAUGGCUCCUUUAGACUUCGCUGCAAUUAAAUCUAAACUCUCUGAAGAGCAUGGCCCACGUAUAACUGAGUAUGAUGUUCUGAGUUAUGCUAUGUAUCCUAAAGUAACUGAAGACUUUCUCUUCUUCCGCAACAAGUAUGGUCCUGUCGAUAAACUUGACACUCGCAUCUUCCUUACUGGCCCCAAGGUUGGUGAAGAGUUUGAGGUACAAAUUGAAAAAGGAAAAACUCUGCACAUUAAAACACUAGCUAUGGCUGAAGAUCUCAAUGUCAAUGGAGAACGGGAAGUGGUUUUUGAAUUGAAUGGUCAACUUCGAUCAGUAAUGGUUCGUGAUCAAGAAGCUGUAAAGGAUUUGCAUGUUCAUACAAAAGUAACUCCUGGUGUAAAAGGACAAGUAGGAGCCCCAAUGCCUGGCAGUGUAGUUGACAUCCGUGUGAAAGUGGGUGAUGAAGUGAAGAAGGGCUCUCCACUAGUAGUCCUCUCGGCCAUGAAAAUGGAGAUGGUUGUUCAGUCUCCAUGUGAUGGAGUUGUUAGUACUGUUGAUGUUACCAAAGACAUGAAAUUGGAAGGUGAUGAUUUGGUGCUCACUAUUGAUCCUAAGUGAGAACUUUUGUGAAGUUUCAUGUG
Messenger RNA from Cherax quadricarinatus, 920 nucleotides. The record is from RefSeq and is a predicted model, not a curated record. Lineage: Eukaryota; Metazoa; Arthropoda; Malacostraca; Decapoda; Parastacidae.